Drosophila hydei is the source of this 1706-nucleotide messenger RNA. RefSeq lists its product as uncharacterized. Lineage: Eukaryota; Metazoa; Arthropoda; Insecta; Diptera; Drosophilidae. The record is from RefSeq and is a predicted model, not a curated record. The transcript is spliced from 2 exons. The coding region runs from base 194 to 1444 and encodes 416 amino acids.
AUUUUCCUUCAAAAUCAUCGAAAUCUAACACUUUAAAAAAUAAAUUCGAAUUUAUCGAAACUGUCGUUGAAUCCAUAGUUCGCAAUCAUAUGUCGCUUGUGUCAUAGUCAAAAUCAAAGUACAGUACAAUUUCUUUCGAACAAUUUCUGUCUCUUAAAUUUAUGUGCCGCUCGUACUUUCAACUCGAGAAACUAUGUUUCCCAACUAUUGCUUCACAAAGGCUCCCAAUGAUUAUGGCUAUGACUUGUUGUAUAUGCCGAAGAACAGCUAUAAGCCCAGUUGCCAUCAGUCGAGUCGUGGCGACUCGCGUCCAUUGCGGCAGCGCAGCCAGGUCAAAAGUUAUGACCCCGUUUCGCAGCAGCCGCUAAAAGAGCACCUCGAGGGACUGCGCAGCUUGCACGGUCAGCGGUCACCCGGUCGAUCGGUGGAAUUUAACCUGCCUGAUCAGCAACUUUACAGGGAAAGGGAAAAUGCUGGCGGCAUUGAUCGGGAAUACAACAAAAAUCUGCUACAGGACACGUUACAACAACACCAGCAACAUGCAGCUCCUGCCUCGAAUAACGUACCUGAUUUUAAAAUGGGAACCUCAGAGACAUGCUCCGACUUUUUCAAUAUCCUCUACGAUAAUGUGUUAGAUGCGGUGCAUGCAGCGAUCGAUCAAAUGGUGACCAAGCACUUUUCUCAUAUAAUAUCCAGAAUGGAACAGAUUUCCUCCAAUCUAACGCAGCAAGAGUCGCUAAUGAAGCAGCAGAAUAGCGAUGUAAUGGGGAAAAUUCUUGAUCAGAAUGAGUCAAGCCUCAAUCAGUUCAAGUUCGUUGCCCAGAUGCUCAUCGACAAUCAAACUCUGUUUUAUCGUGCGCUCAACAACGUGCGAACAUCAAAAAAACACUGCAAAGAUAGCCCCACGGAAGAGAGCAAAUGUUAUAGUGUGGAUUGUGGUCAGCGCCUAUUAGACGAAUACGAGAUAGAGCAGAAGGAAAGUCCUUCGAAGCAAAGGCCUCAGCAUCAGCUUUGGGAGCAGCAAGACUUACAAACUAUAAACCAGCUGCCAACGUCCAAGAGCUGCCACCACAAGGCCUCGAAGUGUGGAAACGCCAACACCUCGAAGAUCACAAGUCUACAGCGAUCGGGCAAGAGAAUUUCCACGGCCAGCAUGCCUGAUUUGCAUCGCUCGACGCUAUUCCCUUCAUCUAGGACGCCCAUCUGCAAAAGCACUAAGUAUUCCCACCAACGUUCAAUCACGCCAACUCCGUGGACGCAUUUGGGAACUGGGAUACGUGGCAGCCAAGCGACACAGCCGAGCACAACGGGAUCAAAUCGCAAAUGCCGCUGUCAGAUCAGCGCAUCCACGCCCACACAAGCACAAUCACUUGGCUCGAAGCGAAAGUUACGUAGCUUUGGCAAAUCAUUGCAAAGUUUGGAAGAUGAAAGAUUCCACAAAUAAACCAUCUUUAAGCACUGAUUAAGGCCUGAACGCCAACCUGCGAUAGCUGCCAAUUGUGUUUCAUGGUAUUUUAAGCUCCCAUGCACACAGUUGACAGCCAUACUUGGUUGGCGCAGUGCUUAAAUUAUUUAUAAAUUAUACAGAUUUUACAAAUUUAUUGUAGUUAAAGAUUUUACAAUAUUAAGAAAAUUAUAAAUGAACAACAGACACUUCAAUACACGAAUGAACACUUUGUACAUAAUAAUAAUGAGGUAAAGCAGAA